Molecule: messenger RNA, 594 nt
Organism: Vitis riparia (riverbank grape)
Lineage: Eukaryota; Viridiplantae; Streptophyta; Magnoliopsida; Vitales; Vitaceae
Product: aspartic proteinase CDR1-like
Exons: 1
Coding region: 1-594 (197 amino acids)
Cellular component (GO): extracellular region
Source: RefSeq, a predicted model, not a curated record
AUGGGACUAUUCGGCACGGGAGGAAGGCCUCUUUCAUUGACUUCUCAGAUCAUGUCCACAUUGGGAUCAGGCAGGAAGUUUUCCCAAUGCUUGGUGCCAUUCCGUACUGAUCCCAGCAUCACCAGCAAGAUCAUUUUCGGCCCCGAAGCGGAAGUUUCGGGUAGUGAUGUAGUUUCUACUCCUUUGGUCACCAAGGAUGAUCCAACCUACUAUUUUGUUACACUGGAUGGAAUCAGUGUGGGAGACAAGCUUUUUCCUUUCAGUUCCUCCUCCCCAAUGGCGACAAAAGGUAAUGUUUUUAUCGAUGCAGGCACACCUCCAACACUUCUCCCUCGUGAUUUCUAUAAUAGAUUAGUACAGGGAGUGAAGGAGGCAAUUCCUAUGGAACCGGUUCAGGAUCCAGACUUACAGCCACAACUUUGUUAUAGAAGCGCAACUUUGAUCGAUGGGCCAAUUCUAACUGCCCAUUUUGAUGGUGCUGAUGUGCAGUUGAAGCCUCUGAACACAUUCAUUAGUCCAAAGGAAGGUGUCUACUGCUUUGCCAUGCAACCUAUAGAUGGUGAUACAGGCAUCUUGGCAACUUUGUCCAGAUGA